CUUUGCGUCACACAACAUUUUCCCAGCGAGCAUCUGGACUUCAACGUUUUCGCCUUGCACAUGGAACCCACAUGGAACGAUUCGCAAAAAGCAAAGGCCAGCAACAGAAUGCGUCCAGCGAACAACCACUGAAUUUGUCUGUCCCAGUCACUCCCAACUUCCCUUUGGCGCACGACUGACGGCCACCCCUGUCGCCUCACCAUGGUCAGCCAGGGCUCCAAUCCAUAUGCCAAAGCGCUGGAGCCAGCCAUUUCCAGACGGGUGUCUCGCCUAGCGUGGCUUCCAUUCGUGACCAUCCACAUCCUCACGAUCAUAUGGUCCCUGUCUCUUGGGGACUUCCUUGGCUUUGGUUUCAUCACCAAGAUCUUCAACCCGACGACAUGGCUCGCUAGCUUUUUGUCGUUUUUACCGGUUGCAGCAAUACUUGUGGCACGGGCUAGCCGACUUCAAGUUCAGCGUCGCGUCGCGAGCAGUCGGUUGUUGGAAGCGGUUUCUUUCCUGGACCGCCAUGUCAUAGUCUCCGUCGGUCUACACGCAUUGUCGGCGCUUUCGCUCGGUAUAUCAUACGCAUUGCUAAACGACCGACAGCUGGAGACUUCCCUACUGCUGUAUCCGCAAGGACACCUCCUGCCGCCACAGCUCAACGACAACAAUGUGUUUCUCGUGGGGUUCUGCAUAUUUGCCGGCAGCGCAUACGCAUUAGUUCGACGGUGGACCGAGCGGGAUCAACUGUCGUUUCCGAGUCUUCAAACAGGGUUGCAGAGGCGUCUGAAGAUGGAGGUUGCGACCGGCUUUCAGCUUGCCAUUCUGUCUAGCGCGAGGAUUGCUUUGGAAUACGCAGUUCUGUACUGGUUGGGAGGAUCCACAGCGUAUAACUCGGUGUCCGCGGUAGUGCAAGUCUUUACUCCCGACGGAUUGGCGAGAUACGACAGCUAUCGGCCCAAAGCAUUCAACCCCCGGCGACUUGUGCAUACGUUUCUCUCGGCAUUUUUGAUGACUUCUUGUUGGGAGCUGAGUCAUCGCUGGUUUGAGAUUGCUUUCACGGCGCCCAUCGAAGACGAUGCGGACGUUCCCAUUGGUACACUUGUGACUGGCCUGGCACUUCCAAAUGAUGUCUAUCAGAAGUGUCUGGCAUAUCGCCACUUGAAGCGCAUCACCAGCAUAGAUAGAAUACGGCGAGCGCAGAUUUACACGGAAGGCGUCGACUCGGAGCGAUCAGCAUGGGAUUGCGUGUCCGCGGAGUGCUUGGCGACGAUCGAUCGGUUGAGUCAGGCGAUAGAAAACGAGCAGCGAAAGGCCACCGCGAUGAAAAGCAAAGCGCAAGCAGCCAAGACAGAUUCGCAACACAAGGCAGCAUCCGCGAUUUUACUCAAACCGAAAGCACCCAAAACGGAUCUCUUCGGCAAAUUCACAGAUACGGCAAAGAGGCUAUUAUACCCACCAGACAGCCCGUCCCGCGGGAAAAGCGGGGACGACCAGACAGAGCCCGAGAUUCCCUCCGAAAUCAAAACGACGGGCUGGACAACGGAUCCUCAACGCGAUGAGGUGCCCCUUUUGCUUCGGAGACGUGGGAACGGUGCGAAUGCUGCGCCUGCUGCUCGACGCAGCGGUCCGAUCGAGGCCGCCGGCAGCAAAGCGAAAGUGGUGGUAGAACAUCCGAAGAUGUAUAAAUCGCCGGGGCAGCAGACGCUGGAGCUGAUGCGGACGGUGGUGGAGAGGUGGGCGGUCGGGAGGUGGUUGGUUGCUGAGACGGUGACGAGGCAGUCGAAAAAUCUGUUCAAGGAUGCGCAAAUACAGAUUUGGGCCAUCCAAAGCAUAUCUGCUCUCGUCACCUCUGCUGCAACCAAUCCGGAAGAAGACAAGUUUGGACGUGUUUCUCAGGAUUUGAGAAACAUCAUCCAAACCCUUCUGCGUUGCCAGUUUGCUCUUGAGGACAGAUUACGACAACCGCCCAUCACACUGGACACCGACCCCACAUUAGCGAGAGAGGUGUUGGCUAACCAGGUCAUCGUCAGGGAGGCGUAUAUAUUAUUGCAAGUGGUCCAAAACUCCCUUUACCGAAUCGUCAGGAGCUGGUACGAGCAACUGGGCACCAGCGGACAUAUCGUGCUCGAACCCGCGUAUGCUGAGAAGUUCCAGCGGUACCUCGACUUUAGGGAGUAAACGACGUAGGAGGAGGGU
Messenger RNA from Fimicolochytrium jonesii, 2181 nucleotides. RefSeq names its product nucleoporin protein Ndc1-Nup. The transcript has 10 exons. Gene Ontology annotation, molecular function: protein-macromolecule adaptor activity. The record is from RefSeq and is a predicted model, not a curated record. Gene Ontology annotation, biological process: nuclear pore organization. Lineage: Eukaryota; Fungi; Chytridiomycota; Chytridiomycetes; Spizellomycetales; Powellomycetaceae. Bases 202 to 2163 code for a protein of 653 amino acids. Gene Ontology annotation, cellular component: nuclear pore transmembrane ring; spindle pole body.